CUCAUUUUGUUCUCCGGAGGGACGAACUCUCCGUUCCGCUCAUUGUUUUUGUCACAACAAGCGCGUGAAAUCCGCACCUCAGAUGGUCUCCACUGACCUACAUAACAACAGCGUAUGGGUGGAAAGGUCGACACUAGAGCAAGCAUCGGAGUCCUGUACGGUUCGGGAAGUUAUUGAUCAGGAGCCGGUUGAUUUAUUUGGGUAAUGUAAGCAGUGCAGAUGGUGAUGGACGCGCGCGCUGCAGCAGUGCUGCCAUCGCACUGCUGUCCUCUGAGUGAUCGAUAAUGUAGCAGAACAUCAGGCAGGAGAACGGACUUUAUCUAACCACUUCGGAGGAGUCUCGGUCUAAGCCGCAUUUCAGAGGCUAAAACAACAUCUCACAGGAACUGAACCGAGACAUUCAAGCGACGUCGGGAGAUUUCUGUGAGCUGGGGACUGAACAAAAACAGCAAUCGCAUCUUUGAACAACGGAGCUCCCACUCCACAUUUAUUCACCCCAAAGACACUACAGAUAUACGCCAAAAACCAUGUCAGUAGAUAAAACAUGCUUUGUUUCCACGGGGACGCGAGGGUCGACAGGCCGCUGACCGUCACAAGGGGGAGCCGGACGGGAGAUCUGCGGAGGGCUUUUUUGAACACAGUAUUAUCAGACUUCACCUACGAGGGACCAUGUUGUCCAUCUUAGCGGCGGGGUCUGUGUUCUUCCCGGGCCUUUUCCUGUUGUCCAAGCACUGUCUCAAAUCCAUCCCUGGACUGCGGUGGAGUGAGGGCGAUGCCGUCAUCGUUUCAGCCAGGUUGGUGUCAUCCAUCCAAGCUAUUAUGGCUUCUACGGCUGGUUACAUCAUCUCCUCAUCCUGUCAGGACAUCAUUGAGGACCAACACUGGCUGACCUGCUCCUACAUAUGGUUUGCUGUGCCGUACUUUGUGUAUGACAUCUACGCCAUGUUCAUGUGUUACUGGCACAAGCUCCAGGUCAAAGGGCACGAGGUGGACAACGGCUCCAAAUCCAAGGCUACGGCAGUCAGAGGCUAUCUCCGGCGAGAGUUCCUCAUGAUCUUACAUCACGUUGUCAUGGUCACCGCGUGCUUCCCUAUCUCUGUGUUCUGGAGGCAGGGAAAGGGCGAUUACUUCCAGGGUGUCAUGUUCCUGGCUGAACUCAGCACACCGUCCGUCUGUCUGGGCAAAAUCCUCAUCCAGUACAAGCAACAGCACACACUUCUUCACAAAGUGAAUGGAGCUGUUAUGCUGAUCACUUUCUUCCUCUGUCGAGUCCUUCUCUUCCCCUAUCUCUACUACGUUUAUGGAAGGUACGCCUCUAUUCCCUUCUACCGGGUUCCUUUUGAGGUGCCCUGGCAGUGUAAUCUCGGAGCAGCUCUCCUCAUGGCCCCGCAGCUCUACUGGUUCUCCCUGAUCUGCAGGGGGGCACUGCGCCUGUUUACCGGCCGAUCCUCGCGCUCCCGCAAACCGACGGCUCCGGUCAAGCCCGAUUUCGAAGGACAUGAGCCAAUGACUCAGUCGGCCUAAUGGAUACAGUACACAGAUGGUGGGUCGGGACACACCCGCAAUGUCUCACUGAGGGGAGGAGCUUAUGCAAAUGAGACUAAGCUAAGAAGAAAGGGGAUUGGAUGAACACAAUGAUGAAGUGACAGAGCAGAAGGGCAGGUUGCCAAGGAAGUACAAGAGUGAUUAAAGAGGUACUGAAAUAGACUAGACGCCCUGUAAUGCAUUACAGAACAGCAUUAUGUUUAGUUACAGGGCUUGUGUACUGUAUAUAAGACAUGCUUUAGUAGAUCAUGGGAAGCUAUGGCGAAAAAAAAUCAGUGGAAGUGUCUACUCAACGGCCAGAUGUGCGUCACAUCACAACUGAGGCAAUAAGUGCAAAUUUUAUGCGAGAACAUUUCUGAACCAAGAGAAGCACUUUUUGUUUGAGGCACUUUGAAGGGGUCGUGGAAUGUCAAACUGAGGUCUCGUGCCCGAGGUCUGUUCUUUGCAUAUAUUAUUGUAGUGUUGCAGAUGCAUCAUUCAUAGAAAAGUCCUUGACUAUUAUAUUUAGCACUGGUCUACAAUGAGUAACCCAAGCUUUAAUGUCUCUAGAGAGUUCGGUCGAAAGGCCUCUUGUUCGGUUUAAAGGGACAGUUCACCCAAAAAUGAACAUUUAUUUUAUUAGUGAAACACAAAUUUGAGGUGUUAGGCAGAAUGUCUGAGCUGCUCUUUUCCAUACAGUGAUUUAUUCUGUUCCAAAAUGGGAAAAACUACCGUCCAAAAGUUUGAGGUCAAUACGAUUAGAAAAAAAAAAAAAAAGAAAUGAAUACUUUUAUUGAGCAAGGACUCAAACUUUCAAGAAAUGUCAAACUUUUGAACAAUAGUGUAAGUAUAUUCAAAUAUUUAAGGCAGAUAUGAUAAGACAAUAAUUAUUUUCAUGAUAUGGCUGAUAUAAUUAGGGGUCAAGCACCGAAGUAAUAAUUGGCGUUCUUCUUCUUCUUAUUAUUAUUCUGUUUCCAUUCCUUCUGCUCUUGAACCGUCUGUGGGAAAGUUAUGUAAUUUGGAACACUGAUAGAGGACUGGCCCAACAUUAACUACACCAAUUUUGGAGUCUCUAACUCAGUCCCUCUAGCGCCACCAACUGUCCAAAAUUUCAAUCAUGUUUAGGCGAAUAACCGUUAAAGCUAGAGAUGAAAUUACGCUUAUGAUGUUAUUUUCCGUCAUAAAAUUUUCCUGUCAUUUUGAAUUUUGCAACAAACCUACUUUUUCGAAUUUUCACCAGAAUUAAACCACAUAAUCUUCAGACCACGCUGACAAAAAGUUAUAGAUUCAUGAAACAUGAAACUCGCAAACAAAUUUUACGUAGCGUUCGCAAAAAUAUAUCUCCACACUGCUUUAUCUUAUUCACACCAAACUUGGUAUAUGUCACCACAAGCAUAAUCUGAGGCUACAUGCUGCAUUUCGGCACAGCGCCACUUAGUGGUUCAGAGAUGCCGGCGACAUGCCGAUAUCCAAUUUUAUAUCCACAUCGACAUAUUUGUAAUAAAAUACUAUAUUUUACGAAUGCAUUAUCGUAUCAUUGCGAAACUCGGUAUGGGUCAUCAGCGCGAUGCCCUGAAGGAGCCUGAGAAGUUUCAAGCCUAGUGGUAAAAUCAUCUUAAAAUGUCAUUACUUGCUUGUUAAUGCAGCUGACGCUCCCAGCCAUGUUAGCAUGGCCUAUCAUGCUCUUUAUGGCUCUUUGUAGCUAUAUUUCUAUGCUGUUUUUUUUUUUUUUUUAAUAAAAAAUGAAAUGCUAAAGACUAAAAUCAACCUUUUUAAAUGUAAAAAUCAAUUCACAACCUUAUAAUAUACGGCAUGAAAAAUGGAUAUACAUUUUGUUCCUAAACUAUCAUAUGGCUUCAGAAGAGCAUAAAUCACUGUCCGUUUGGAUGGAAAACAGAAGAUUUUUUACCUAAUAUCUACUUUUGUGUUCUGCAGAAGAAAGAAGCAUGAUUUUGGAACAACAAUAAAUGGCUCAUUUUCAUUUUUGGUGAACUAUUCCUCAACCAGAGCUGAUCAAAUGAAAGAGAAACCCAUCAAAUGUAAUUAAACCCUGUCUGUCAGAGAAAGAGGCAGCUCAGGGUUUGGGAAUGUAUACAUGUUCAGAAAACAAGCGUUACACGUAAAGAAAAGUAGCUACCUUGAAUGUUUUCCGUUUCGACCUGUGAUCCACUGUAAGGUGGCUUUAAAUGCAUUUUCCCAGGAAAUUGUUGAACGUUUGUAGUUAGCUUUACAAUGUCCCUAGUAUAACCUCUUUAAACAAAGACCCAAGUCCUGAAACCCUGCAUAUGUUGUUAAAGGACAUGAUCAAAUAUAUAUUAAGCUGCCUUAUCCCUGUGGAAACUCUGACAACCUUAUUCCUGAUAUUUUUCUCUUUACUUUUGGCCAGAUGUGAGUUUCCUCCAAACAAAUGUGAUACUUUACAUAGUCAAUGUGAAAUUUAUUUGCACUUUAUUCAUUUUGUUGUCUUCAAAGCCAUUUUGUUCGUCUCACAGGUAAAUGUUCCUAAUUUAUUGUGUUUUUUGGAAGGUAUUUUGAUUCCUUUUUAGCCUGUCAGUCUCAGGUUUUUGUUUGUUAAUGGGUCACUCGAGCUAUCUAAUCUCUGUCUAGUCAUAAAUCAAGGAUUCAUUUGCAGAUGAAUUUGGCCCAGUAUGUUUUAUUUAAUAACACAGCAUUCAAGCGCUUGCAAGUUCAACCCGUACCACUUAUCAAACAGAAAUGAAUGACGUUGCAAAGUAUCUGCCACAAGACCUGUUUCUGAAGCUUACUUAUACUUAAAAUGACUGAAUGCUGAUUGAAAUUUAUAUAAUGAAAAGAAAAAAAAACAUACAGGUGCAAAAUGUCUAUUGCGCUGAAUUGGGUAUAUGACUUUGCAUGUGUAUAUUCCAUCUUUGUCCCUUGUGAACCCUCUAUAAUGUACCAGUUCAACGUGCACCAAUAUCCAAACUAUUUAAUCCUAGUGAACUGCAACGACUGCUUUUGAUGGUUUUCUUUGAGAGCAUCUAUGUUUUGAUUGGUUUAACUUCUGUUGUUUUUUUCCAUAUGUAAACCUGUUUAACCUGUUAACAUGAGUACAAAUGAAAGCACUGUUGUGAUUCAA
Messenger RNA from Megalobrama amblycephala (Wuchang bream), 4621 nucleotides. RefSeq names its product TLC domain containing 3Bb (gene tlcd3bb). Gene Ontology annotation, biological process: ceramide biosynthetic process; lipid homeostasis. Gene Ontology annotation, molecular function: sphingosine N-acyltransferase activity. Gene Ontology annotation, cellular component: endoplasmic reticulum; membrane. The transcript has 7 exons. The record is from RefSeq and is a predicted model, not a curated record. The coding region runs from base 670 to 1524 and encodes 284 amino acids. NCBI's taxonomy places the organism in Eukaryota, Metazoa, Chordata, Actinopteri, Cypriniformes, Xenocyprididae.